This is a messenger RNA of Lactuca sativa (garden lettuce), 995 nucleotides long. The record is from RefSeq and is a predicted model, not a curated record. Lineage: Eukaryota; Viridiplantae; Streptophyta; Magnoliopsida; Asterales; Asteraceae.
AUUUGGGUCAUUCACACCGCCUUAUUAAAAAUUGGGUGAGCUUUAUCUUUUCCUCCCUUUCAAUUCUGCGCUUCUCUCUCUACACCCAAAAAAAAUUCAUGUCGUCGCUCUUACAGGCUACUGCCCACCGCCGCUAUCCCCACCAUUUUCCCGACUUCCGAUACCGACAGCAACCCACCAACUGGUGCUUCAUCUUUUUGGAUAUACCAUAAACGAACGAAAACCCUAGCCUUAGCUACUGUUGCCACCGCCUUCGGCCCUGGUGUACCCAGAUACUGUCGUCGGUGCGUUGAGCUUCCGGUGAAACCACCAAAUGACCACCGCUAAGACAGUCGGCGCCACACCCCACCCACCUUCAACCUAAUGAAUCGUCUCCUCCACCCGGUACUUUCCUGGGAAAAACGGAUGUGGAGAACAAGACAAAUCCUUGACGCUUGUCGUUGCCGCUGCUGCUGCUGCUUAGUGACGGCCUCGCCGGCGGGCAGGAAUAGCCACUGUCGGCCAAUCCAUCUUCAUCUGGCGAAAGGGUCUGAACCACCUGCUAAGUUUCCAAAAGUGUCAACACCAAAAGAUGAUGAUGAUGAAGGUUUGGAUGAUGAAGAUGACAAGGAACAUGGGGACAUGUUAUGUGGUUCAUGUGGUGAGAAUUAUGCAUCUGAUGAGUUUUGGAUUUGCUGUGAUAUUUGUGAGAAGUGGUUCCAUGGUUCGUGUGUGAAGAUAACUCCAACAAGAGUUGAACAUAUCAAGCAGUAUAAAUGCCCUGCUUGCACCAACAAAAGAGCUCGCCCAUGAUCAUGAUCAUGUAUGUAUCCAUCAAUCAAGCAAUCAAUCAGUGUAAGUCUGUUUUUAUGGAAGUGGAAGUGGAACAUGGUGUUUGUAGGGUUUAAAUGUGCAUUUCAUUGAAAUUAGUGACAAGGUCUUUAUUUUAGUUUUUAACUAGCUGCAACAAACUUUUUCUUUCUUAUAAUGGAAGAUUGGAUUUUAUGUGUUUGUCA